Molecule: messenger RNA, 4766 nt
Organism: Phymastichus coffea
Lineage: Eukaryota; Metazoa; Arthropoda; Insecta; Hymenoptera; Eulophidae
Exons: 3
Coding region: 1615-1941 (108 amino acids)
Molecular function (GO): metal ion binding
Source: RefSeq, a predicted model, not a curated record
AAUAAAUGGUACACGUUGAAUUAGCUCUAUAAGUCUUCUAUUAAUGCACAAUUUUCAAACUAUUUAUUUAUUCUAAUGCGAAAAAAGACUAAUAUAGUUAUUGAUUUAAAUGUAGUUAAAUUUUAUUUAUAUCAAAUAUAAAUUAUUAAUCUUGCACGAAGGCCCAAAUUAUUAUUAUUACUUCCAGACAAGUAGAAGUUUUAUCUCUAGUAUAGACCAAAUCAUUACUAUUUAUAUCAAUAGCCAAAUUAAAAAGUACGAUAUUUCUGUUUUGAAUGACGAUAAUAAUGAUAAUAAUGAUAAAAACUAUACGAUAUGUGUAAAUAGGGAACAUGAUAAAAAUAAAACAUAAAAAAUACUUUUUUAUAGCACAAUUGACUUUCUUAUAAAUUAUUUAUUAAAAAAUCGUUAAUAACAAAAAUUAUGUUCCCUAUUGUUUGGCCUAAGUGAUGGCACUGCAUGAUUUACAUUCUUUUCAUUAUUUUUCUAUGAACUUUCUGUUUCAUGCUUGCCUUCUUCCGGACAUCGCACGAUUUUGAACUGAAUGAAAAAUGCAAUGAACUUGAAUGAACAACGCAAUGCUUGUGCUCUAAACUUCGUCAAUCCUAUCUGUCUUGCACGAAUCCGUCUAUAUCCUGCAUCGUCAAAAAUCCUGGUUCUGGUAAUUUCCGGAUAUUCCUAACCUUUACUUUAUUCACGAAUUAUAAAACCUGGACUAUUACAAUUAUGCUAUGAUAAUAAUGUUCAAAAUGACUGUACUCAAAAUCUUCAAUUGAAAAUUAUCUGCAUUAAUUUUUAUUAUCUAAAUUUUAUUGACGUUAAUCAAUUUUUGAUGAUAUUAUACUUAUAUAUAAAUUUUGUUUAAAAUUCACUAAUUCGUUAUUUUUUUUAAAUCAAUUUCUAACGUGAUUUGAAUACGUUUUUUAAUUGUGUUAUAAUUUAAUUGAUCAAUCAUUUAUUUGACUGAAAAUUGAAAUGAAAACUCAUGCAUAUUCAUUUACCAACAUUGUUUUUACUUCAAAUUACUGGCUUGGUUAUUAAUGCACGACUGGCGCAUUGUCACCAUGCCAAUAUGGUAAAUUUGUAAUCAAAAUUUAUAUUAAUCAUACAAUGAAACAAAAAAUCUAUAAACUCACCCCGGUACAUGGUGUAAAAAUGUGUGGCUAAACUCAAAUAUAUCGACAAUAACAAAAAUAAUAAUGUCGAUAAAUUUAUACUGAUCAUUAUUAUUAUUUGUAUGCUAAAAAACAAAAAAAAAACAAAAAAAAACAAAAAAAAACAAAAAAAACGAAAAAAAAAACAAAAAAAAUUAAAUCAAAAUUAAUGCACCUAUGUAAAAAAUGCAAAUCGCCACAAACUAACCGUUCUACGUAGGGACGGCUUCUUGGACAUAUUCGACGAUUAUUGAUAUACCAAACGCUUGAACGCAUCUUGUAUUGACGCAUCGCCUUAAUUGAAAAACAAAAAAACUUCUUGGACAUGUACCUGGGUGCUUCGAGGGCACGCUAAUUCCUCGUGCCUAUCGACUUUGGUUUCCGGUGCAUCCCAUACUGAAUUCGACCGAGUGGUAAUGAAAAUAAAAAAAAAUACCUCGAACACUGCCUCGUUUGCUGCAUGUGGAUCGCCUUAGCAGCCUUAGCCACUGUCGGGGCCCAAGUGGUCCCUCAAAACGCUCACUGUGUCGUCUACACAGACAGCUGCGGACAGUUACUGGACACCCUCCCGGUGUGCCAAGAUUUUAAUCGGCAACUGUGCAACCGUCCCGCCUGCAAGUUCAUCCAUCUCCAUGACGGAAACGUGGAGGUGAUAGACAACCGCGUGACCGUGUGCAGAGAUGCGGUCAAGGGCACCUGCAUGCGGCCCCAGUGUAAAUAUUAUCACAUACCAGUGGCGCUGCCCCCGGCGCCCCUCAUGGCUGUCACUAGUUCCGCAUCUCCGUAGCCGGUACCGCCUUCACCGCCAGCAGAGGCAAAGAGAGCAACGGAAGAACAGCGACAAGACGCCCAUCCGCCCGAGUGCGUCGUUCACGCGCGACAACCGAUAGCCGCGGGCCUCGCCCAUCUUAGCAGAGCCACGAGCGAGCGCAGAUCACACGCAACGACCACCUAUGUAGGCUGCUGGCUUCUUUUAUCUCUUCUUCUUCUCUACCCCCUCCCCCGUCUUCUUCUCUCAUCCGUCUAUCGCUAUUUCACACCUAUUUCUUUCAAAUACCAUCCCACGCUCUCAAUCCAAAUCCAACCAGCCUGCAUACGGCGUUCAUCAAGUACAUGCCAUUCUUUACUUCUUAUCGAUGAUCUUCCUGUUCGUGCGCUUUGCUUUAACUCUUGCGUGUUUGUGUUUUCCGUUUUUCCUACGAUCAUCAACAAUCACGCCAUAAAUGACGUUCGUCGUUGUAAUUUCUUUGUUCUCGCGAUGGAAUUGAUGACGAUGAGUGCGUGCGAGCGGCAGAAACAAUAUUAUACAUUAGUUGACAUUUAAAUUCAAUGGAAUGUACGCGCAGCGAGGAAUUAUUAAGUAGAGGAUGAAAUAAGGAAGAGGAAAGCCGGUUGACCGGAGCAAUGAUUUAUUUGUGAUGAUUCUAUAAUUAUUUCGUUUCUCGUUUUGUUAUCCAUAGACGUUUUAGAAUUUUUAACCAUCUCUAUUGCACUAUCAUUAUAUAUUAUUAUUUUUAUUGUAAUUACGUAUUUCCUAGCCUUUAUCAAUUAUAAUUUUUUAGGAAUCGUGAACUGAUUGUUGUAGCGAAACAUAAAAAAAAAACAAGUUUAACAACAGCGAAUGGUUUUACAGAAAGUCGAUGUGAGCCCACAGUGAAUACUCUAAAAUUCACUAGUUCGGCAACUGCGGGAAAACGAUGCAAACGUACUUUAAUUCAAUAUUUUCACGCUGGGUGGUGAUCCCAAAUUUCAAAACGAUUUCAAAUUCAUUGCGUUUUUCAAAUUUUUUAUAAAGUCACUAAACGAAUGAUGAAUAAAAAAUUAAUAAAUCGUGUACUAUCGCGUUGCUUCCCGUUGUACUGUGAUGAUAUUCCGCCACGCAAAAAAGAGACUACAAUUUCUUUAUUUUUUGUUAAUAUACGUUGUACGAGACAAGUUUAUGCAAUAUGUGUCGAGUCCUUUUAUUUUCAUUUUAUUUUUAUUAGUGCUAUAUAAGCGUUAUAGUCGUCAUAAUAGAAUGAAUUAAUAAUUUACAUUCUAAUGAUAUUAUUAAUUUUUUCCUUUUUAUUAUUGAGACUUUUUAUAUUAACAGUUUAAUACUCUGAAGUCAAUAUUGGAUAGAUAUUAUCGGGUAGCUAGUUUCUACCUCUCACUUUUACGGUUAUAGUACAUCAGAUUUUGCCUACUAAUUAUUAAUAUAUAUUAUUUUAAAUCCAUUUAAAAAUAAUCUUUCGAAAUGACUUUUCAAAAUAUAAUGUUAAAAAGGUAUUAAUAAAAUGUGCAGUUUUGACAGUGUUGUAGUGAUCAGUAGGUAUCUGCCCGAUGAUAAUGUUUAAGUUCUGUAUCAAAACCCUCCAUUCGUUUGAUUUAUAAUUACGUAUUUUAUGUAAUGUUAAGUAUGAUAAAUUUAUAAGAAUCUUCGCUCAUCAAUGUGCAAGAUAACAGCUGUGCGAAAGCGAACACAGAUCUUUUCAGCCUAAAUGAAAAGUGAAAAUUUACUUCGGAUGUUAAAUCUAAUAAGUAGGAUAGCUAGGGCCUGCAAGCCAGUGUGAUGAAUGAAUGGUAUUGAUAUUUCAUUUAAAAAUCAACGAAAAGUAUAAACUAUUAGGAAGAAAAGUAACUAAAUCAACGGCAAUGUUUUUACACCGAUGAACAAAGAUUAGGUCUAAUUAUGUUUUAUUUUGUAUCAUAUGUAUGCAUAAGUGUUGAUGAAAAUUGAACGUAUGAAUAUUGAUUCAAGUUUUGAACAUUUUGUAUAAGAGAGACAGAGAGAGAGAGAGAGAGAGAGAGAGAGAGAGAGAGAGAGAGAGAGAGAGAAAGAGAAAGAAAGAAAGAAAUAAAGAGAGAGAAAAAAAGAAAGAGAGAAAGCGCGGUAUUUAGGAUUCGAACGAAAUAGUACGAUGAGCAAAGACCUAAGACUCGAAAGGCCAUUGAUUAAAAAGAAAUUAUAAAACAAAAACACCACUUGCUAGGAUUUAAAUAAUUACAUAGAAACUUGAGAAGGAACGAUGCAUUCUUCCAAAGUGUAAAGGGCGCUUUUAUAUUAUUUCACGUAUAAUGUGAGGUUCGAUAUAAGAAUCGCUGUUCAGGAGUCACAGAUAAAAAUACAUCAGAAUGGAUACAGUCAUUUUUUUAUUAAUGCCAUUAAUAAAAGUAGAAAUAAACCAACGCCGAUGAUUUUCGACGGAUAACGGUACUAUUUCAUUGAUAAUUCUAACUAUUUGAAAAAAAGUAAUUAUACCUGUAACGAAAAGUAUAUUCAAUUAACGAUAAAUUUUGAAAAGGCGGUACUUGCAAAUGCAGCGAAAGAAUGAAAACUCCUAAACUAACGUACGCGGAAUCGAAUGAGCGACGAAAUAAGUAAAGUUUUAAUAUGUAAACUAAACUAGAACUUUAUUGUCGCGAUGAAAACGAAUCAACUUAUAUAAAAAUAAUGCAACUGCAACUUACUUCCUUAUUAAAUUUCAUGAAUGUGCAUGAAAAAUCACAAAGUACCACUCACACUUAGAUUGUAAUAAAAUGUUAAAAUGAAAAUAACGCGUUUUUAUUUUUCAGAAAAGUAUACCUCUAAUAUCAAUAUCCCCAACAUCACCUGUUAGUUUAUUCAAAUAU